Molecule: messenger RNA, 351 nt
Organism: Cooperia oncophora
Lineage: Eukaryota; Metazoa; Nematoda; Chromadorea; Rhabditida; Trichostrongylidae
Source: the annotation of a GenBank genome assembly
AUGGGCAAGAAGUGCAGUGGUAUCGAGGCACCUUAUGUUCGUUUGACCGUCAAGAUUGAGCUUACCGACUCUCUUCCUUUUACGGGGUCCGACUUCGAACUUUUCGUCACUCAGUCUGUAAAAAGAGUGCUUGGCACAUGCGGCCCACAAGUGCAGAUAAGCGAUUAUAAUGAGUCAACUCAUAAGGGUAGUAUAAUAGUCGCCGGUGAGGAUGCACAACUUGUGUGGGCGUCGUUGACGAUAAGUGGUCAGUACAAUGGUCAAUACCGUAACAGGACCAUCGCUGCGCAUUUCUUCUCGCUGACAGAGUACGAAGCUGGAGAAGAUUUCGUUCUAACACCUGUGUUCUAA